Messenger RNA from Psylliodes chrysocephalus, 1803 nucleotides. The record is from the annotation of a GenBank genome assembly. NCBI's taxonomy places the organism in Eukaryota, Metazoa, Arthropoda, Insecta, Coleoptera, Chrysomelidae.
CCGUUUCCAAAGCGACCGAUAAGAUUAUUCAAAUGUCAACGAUAAGUAUACAUAAAAUAUUUUGUCAAUAAAUCGCAAAGCAAGUCGCCUUUGAGCCACAAAAUAGAAAUUAAUGUUUAAAAAUCUUUGAAAAUUCGAAAAAGUUGGUGAAUUUAAAACUCGCGCAAUUCGUACGCAUCGAAAACUAAUUCUAAUUUUGCAUGUAAAUAUAAUCUGAAAGUUGAAGUGAAUUUAGUGACAUUAUAUGUAAAAACUUUAUAUUUGAUAUAUUUUAAAAAGUGAGUUUCAUUUUUGAAAUUAAUAUAAUUUUUUUGAAAAAAUAAAAGUGGAAUUACGUCUGGCGUAGUAAAGUUGCGCUGACGCACGCGCAUUUCCAGCUGCCGGCAGGACAACGUCCCCAACAGACCUCCAAGAGAGAACAGUCGUUUUUAUUCAGUGAAUCUGGGUGUUUAGUAGUUUAAAUUGUACAGUUUUCGUAUUAGAAAAAAUGGCAUCAGGUGUAACAGUAGCAGAUGCAUGCAAAAAAAUCCAUGAAGAAAUCAAAAGGGACAAAAAACACCGGUACGCCAUUUUCUAUAUCAAAGACGGUAAACAAAUUGAUGUGGAGCUCAUAGGUGCUAGAAAUGAAGAAUAUGAGGAUUUCCUAACCAACCUGCAAGCAGGAGGAGCAGGUGAAUGUCGCUAUGGGCUCUUUGACUUUGAAUAUAUGCACCAGUGCCAGGGUACUUCUGAGUCCUCCAAGAAACAAAAAUUGUUCCUCAUUUCGUGGUGUCCAGACACAGCAUCAGUCAAAAAGAAGAUGGUAUACGCUAGGUGAGUUUUUACAUUUUUAACUUCAAAUCAAAAGUGUUUGUGAGACUGAGUGCAUGAAUCCUGAAUUCAUUAAAAAGCUAUUUUUACUGUUUUCUCACUUGAACAUGUUAAAUGUAAACUGUAGAACAAAAGAAAUGGAAAAAAGAUAAUAUGUUGGGUACUGGGCCCUGUACACAAUUACCCUCGUUAUACCAUGUAAUAACCAUAAAAAAUGUCAUUAAAAUCUCAUAAGAAUCAUUUUUGUUUAAUCUCAGUUUAACAAGUUUUUAUUUAUAUUAAAAAUGUGUUUAAAUGUAUAAUAAAUUAAUUUAAUAUAUUUUUUUCUUUUGUGUUUGGAUAUGUUUGAACAAAAUAUGUGCUGGAUAUUAUUCCGAGACUUUGAGUCAUUGCUGUGUGGAAUCUCCAAUGAGUGAAGCAAUUUAUUUGAUUUUAUUUGUUAAUUACUGAUCAUAAAUUUUAGGUUUAUUUAUUUAAUGAUUAAUUUAUAAUCACCAAUAAAACAAACCUUAUCUUUGAUGCAAAGCUAUUAAUGCUUUUUAUCAAUAAUCUGGGCAAUAAAAUUGUCAGGAUUAUUUCACUAAAAUACAAAUACCUACUUGUUUGAGGGAAAGUAAAUAUUUUUGGUGAUAUGGAUUUUAAAAUAAAAUAAAUACAUGUUUAAUUGAAUUUUUAUUUGUAAGUAAUGUUGUUUUGGAGGACUUGGCAGUUCAAACGUUCUAUAGUUGUUUUUCAGUGGAUUUUUAUUCAUUCGAAUAUCUUAAAAAAGCCUUGGUAGGAGUACAAAAGUCCAUCCAGGCGACGGACCUGUCGGAAGCCAGUAUAGAAGCAGUAGAGGAAAAACUGCGAUCCACCGAUCGUCAGUAGCGCCUCUUUUUUUAUUUCUUUUUUUUUUGUAUCUAUUUUCGACUGUCUACUCAACGCACCGACCUACCUAGGUGUAUUAUUUAUAUAAGUAUUUGAAUAUUUAAUAAAGCUUCAUUUAUAAAUUAA